CUUUUCGGCACCCGUAGUAGCACACGCAUGCGCAGAGCGUCGUUUGAAACAGUCGCAUGAGCAUGUUUGUAGCUUAGCACACGUGUGUUCGCCGGCUAAGACUAGCUGUACCAGCCUGUGAUUGUGUGCUAUUGUAACGCGCAAUAUGGCAAAGACAGACGCUAAAAGACGAAGAAAAAGGCAAAGUAAAGUGGUCACCAAUGAAGUUGGAGAAGAAGAGCGCAACGUUAACACUGAGGAGGAUGCUCUCGCUGAGAGCACAGAGAGGAAACAGGAGGAGAAGGAGCGAGAUGAACAAGAAGAACAGACUCAGGCAGUGUCUUCGGCUCAUACACUGGGAGGCACGGACAAUGCUCCCAGUGAGAGUUCUAAGACAAAGAUGGCACAAGAGAUGGAGGACAUCAAAGAUGAACAAGAAUCUCAAAUGGACACUGCCACUGAAGAAAAUGAAAGUACACCCACAAUAACUGUAACUUGGGCAAAGAAGAGUGAACAAGGACAGAGGAGUCGUAUUAAAAAAGAAACCAACGGAAGUCAACAGAUGGUUCUUAAACAGACAGCAGUAAGUGGGAAACGGAAGGCACACACUAACGUUGAGACUACCCCAUCAAAGAAAACUAAGCUCAUCAAUGAUGGUUUUUGUGUUUUUGUUGGCAACCUGAACAACUCCAAAACAUUUGAGGAGGUCAAAGAUAAAUUAGCAAGUUACUUAAUGACACACAGUCUCCUGGUUCAAGACAUCAGAUUAGACCGGUCAAAAAAACAUGCACAUGUAGAUUUGGCCUCAGAGAUGGACUUGAUGAAAGCCUUGACAUUAAAUGGAGAGAUGAUCCUUGACAAGCCACUGAAGAUCGCUAAAGCAAAGGUCAAAAGUGAGGACAAGGUGAAGGUGAAAGCUCCACAGUUGGACAAAAAAGCCAAAGAUGCCAGAUGUUUGUUUCUGAAGAACGUCCCAUACAACGCAACAAAAAAAGACAUUCUGAAAAUCUUCCACAAGGCCAUUGCCGUCAGGUUUCCUGGUGGAGCUGAAGGCCCAAGCCAAGGUAUUGCCUUUGUGGAGUUUAAAAAUAAAACCAUUGCUAAGAAAGUACAGCAGAAAAUACAAGGAGCCAGGAUCCAAGACCGGGUUUUAAUUGUGGACUUUGUAGGAGAAACAAAUAUGCCAAAAGUCACCAAAGCUACUGAUGAAGACAACAACACAAAAACUGCAGUUCCUCCAAACAACACCUUAUUUGUGAGCAAUUUGUCCUACAAUGUGAAAGAAAAAAACCUCAAAAAACUCUUUCAGAAAGCUGUUAGCAUCAAAAUGCCUCAAAACAAAGGCAAAUCAAGAGGAUUUGCGUUUGUUGAGUUUGCAAAUGUGGCAGAUGCUGAAAAAGCCUUGCAGGCAUCCCAAAACAUUAACAUCUGCAAAAGGGCGGUCAGAGUACAAUUCUUUGAAACGAGAGAAAAGCCAGAAAAGGCAGAAGUCCUAUCAAAAACACUGAUUGUAAUGGGCCUUGCUGAGAAGACGACUGCAGAUACUCUUAAAAAGGCCUUUGAAGGAGCCCUCAAUGCAAGAGUCACUGUAGAUAAAGAGACAGGUGUUUCAAAGGGGUUUGGUUUUGUGGAGUUUGAGAGUGAAGAAAAUUGCAAAGCUGUCAGAGAAGCCAUGACGGACUGUGAGAUAGAUGGCAGCAAAGUGACUGUGGCUUAUGCAAAACCCAAAGGUGAAAAGGGUCACCCAGGUGCCAGAGGAGGCUUGGCGGGGCGUCCUGGCGGUCCGCCUGCAGGUCGGGGGGCAGGCAGAGGUGGAAGAGAUAGCAGAGGAGGUAGAGGACGUGGAGCUGGCUUGCCGCAGAAUGCUGUUAAAGAAGUGGAAAAUAAAGGCUAACUCGCCUUUGAAAAGUCAUCAUAUAGAGUUUUUUGAUACGUGAAAGCAUGUACAAGCUCAAGACUUGUUUGGGUUUAUCUGAAUGUACAGACUGCAAGGGUUUGAAAAUGUGUACAGUAUUGUUAGUCUUACCUGACUGUAGGACAUGUGGCAUCUUGUAAUUUUAGCUGUCAUAUUUUUUACUCUCAAUCGUUCGUUUCCGAACUAUUAUUAUGAAUUCAUAAAAUAAUGAACAUUAUGCAAAUCUGUUAUGUGAAAAGUUGAUAACGAUUUAAUCCGUGUGUAAUUUUCUAAUGUGAAUAUAAAUUCAAUUCAAAGUCACACCA
This is a messenger RNA of Xiphias gladius (swordfish), 2199 nucleotides long. Its product is annotated as nucleolin-like. The transcript is spliced from 15 exons. Gene Ontology annotation, molecular function: RNA binding. NCBI's taxonomy places the organism in Eukaryota, Metazoa, Chordata, Actinopteri, Istiophoriformes, Xiphiidae. The coding region runs from base 146 to 1873 and encodes 575 amino acids. The record is from RefSeq and is a predicted model, not a curated record.